AUGAAUGUUAAGUUCCAGAGACUAGAGAAAUGUGAUCCAAAUUACGAAACUCGCUUGUUUAUAUUGAACCUGAACAUAUACAUUCCAAGAGAUGAAAAAUUUAGUCAGUUGAAGUUCUCAGACUUUAUAGCUUAUGCGGUGAAAGCACUGGGUCAUGUCGUUCGUCCAGAAAUUAAAGCAAUGUUUGACAAAACACCUAAUGAAUUCGAUAGCUUCGACGACGUGCUGCAUCUUUACGAAGGAUACCAGGGACAGGAAGUUAAUCAAACUGGAGAUUCCCAUUUGUUGACAUCAAAUUGGAGCCUCAACUUAGAGUUUGUUAAAGAACUCUUUCGUUCUGACGGCGAAAACCCCCUCAAAUUCCCAUUUCUUCUUCAUUACUAA
Messenger RNA from Papaver somniferum (opium poppy), 384 nucleotides. RefSeq names its product linoleate 9S-lipoxygenase 5-like. The record is from RefSeq and is a predicted model, not a curated record. The coding region runs from base 1 to 384 and encodes 127 amino acids. Lineage: Eukaryota; Viridiplantae; Streptophyta; Magnoliopsida; Ranunculales; Papaveraceae. The transcript is spliced from 2 exons. Gene Ontology annotation, biological process: lipid oxidation. Gene Ontology annotation, molecular function: oxidoreductase activity, acting on single donors with incorporation of molecular oxygen, incorporation of two atoms of oxygen; metal ion binding.